GGAGGAGUCGGCGGUAUACUUCCUUCCUUUAAAAGCCAGGAAGAAAUAAGCAGUCGCCGUGCACUGCUAGCUUUUUCUGUUGCGAGUUGUGUUAGCUGUGCAAUAUCCAGGUAGCAUAAUACCGGCUUGCAGAAUGGUGCAUUUUACAAUUACCCUGCAGUUUACACUACUGGUCGGAGUGCUGGCGCUGUUCUGGCCAGGCUGCAUUUCGCGUUGUGCAUUUGUCUCCGACAAAGCAGCGGCCAAACGCUCCAGCUUGUCACAGUCGUCGCCAGCCGAUGCCAAGGCGGCAAUCUGUCGGACCCCAGCCUGCAAGGAAAUAGCCUCAAAGUUUCUCACCCGGAUUGAUACAAGUGUCAAUCCCUGCGACGAUUUUUACGAUUACAGCUGCGGCAAAUGGAUCAAAGCUCAGAAAGGCGAAGCCGGCGAGUUCGCCAAAUUAAACGAUAAAACACGGGCUGUCGGCAAAAAGCUCCUUAGGGGAGACGUGAAACCCGCCGGUCCACCGUUUGCAGCGGAAAAAAAGAUGAAAGAUCUCUACAAGCAGUGCAUUAACACAGCGGAGAUUGAAAAGCUACGAGGAGUUCCCAUGAUAAAAAUCCUGAACGAAUUCAACGGCGGCUGGCCGAUGAUUACACCGAACUGGGAUGCCUCGAAAUUCAACGUGUUCGACGUGCUGGUAAACAACCACUUCUUCGGCAUCGAGCCAUUCUUUGCGGUGUCCAUCAUGGCGGACAUCGAGCAGCCGACGGUCAACCGGGUGGUAUUAGAUUCAAUGAUCCCCUGGACCGACACCGACCUCCUGCUGGACCCUGAAACCGAGAAAAGCUACACCCAGCAGUACUUGAACGGCAUGACAUCGGCCACAAAACUAUUAUUGCGCGACAACAAACAGCAACAAGACGUAGCAAAGCUGGCACCUAACAUUACCGAUAUUGUGCAGCUCGAACUGUCUUUGGCAAAGGAAAGGUUAACAGCGGUGGAGUUGAACAACGACACCAUCUUCCUGAACAAAUUCUCCCUGAAGACCUUCAAGAACCACCAUAAGUUUAAGUCCGCCAUUUUGCGCAACAUCACCGGGUAUUUGCAAGCGUACUUUGCCGUGGCCAACCGAUCAGCGGCCAUCACCGAUGACACUAUCGUCAUUGUGCCGACGUUGCGCUACUGGAAUAAACUGGACGACAAACUGGUCGAGCUGGAGAAGCAGGGAGAGGAAGGCAAGCGGCGUAUGGCCAACUACAUCGGCUAUAAACUCAUUGACAGUGUACUGAAGUACCUGUCGAAGGAUUAUCAGGCCAUUAAUGGCGAAGUGGCGUCCAGUGUUGAGGACAAAUGCCUGGAUAUCAUAAAGAACACUAUGCCGCUGGCGCUGGGCACACUGUAUGUCCGGGACAUUGUGCCAAGAGAUCUAAAGAAAAAGGCAACGAUGAUGGUCAACGACAUUCAUGCCGGGUUUAAAGAGCUUCUUGACGAAGCGAAGUGGAUGGACAAAGCAACGUACGAUGGAGCCGUGAAGAAACUGGCGGCCAUUGAAGAGAUAGUCGGCUACCCGGAUAUCAUGCUGACCAAUACGUCGGCUAUCGAUUCGUACUUCACCACGUUGACGAUCCAAUCGACGUUCUUGCGCAGCAUUCUGCAGACACAGAAGAACAACCUCAUCCGCGAUCUCAAGGCCGUCACACAACCGCAUCUUCGCUACGAUCCGUUGAAGGACACCGAUGACAUCAGUGCCGUCAACGCGUACUACUCACCGCGUCAGAAUCAGCUGAUCAUUUUGGCGUCCAUUCUUCGCAUUCCGUUCUUUGAGGCGGAAGCGCCACAGUAUCUGAACUACGGCGGCAUCGGCUACGUUAUCGGGCACGAGGUGACCCACGGAUUCGAUGACACCGGGGCCAAGUACGACCCCGAGGGCGUGCGCCGUCUGUGGUGGACCAGCACGACUAUUGACGAGUAUAAACGCCGCGCCAAGAGCAUCAUUGACCAGUACAACGCCUACACGAUGCCUUCAGGAAAGGUCAACGGUCAGCUGACCUCGGGGGAGAACAUUGCGGAUAACGGCGGUCUCCGAGCAGCGCUUAAGGGAUACAGCCGCUACUUGGCACGGCCCGAUACCAAAGAAACCGUGCCACCGGGUUUGGAGAACUACACCCCGAUGCAACUGUUUUUCAUUUCCGCUGGGCAGGUGUGGUGCUACAACAGCACUCCCGAGAAGGAGCGGAUGCGUCUGCUGACCGACGAACACGCGCCCAGUAAGUGGCGCGUUAACGGUCCCAUGUCCAACUUCCCGGAGUUCGCGCAGACCUUCAACUGCCCGCUGGGCAGUAAAAUGAAUCCCAAGAUAAAAAAUAGAGUGUGGUAAAAGCAGUUUUGUUUCCUCUGCCUGAUGCAUACCGUGUUCUAUUACCAUUUGGUUGGUUGCAAGGUUGCAAUACUAAUGUCAUUAAACUGGCAAGACAAACUGAAAAAAAUCGGAGGUUAAUGUCUGAAGGAAAAUUUUUGUUUCGUUGUUUGACGCAUUUUAUGUUUGGCUGUUAUCCAUUGGAUUAAUUCUCAUUGCAUCUGUACUUUAAACAGAAAGUAGGGUGUGUAGCGCACCAUAUCGCUUAUCUUAUUACCGAGAAAUACGUAA
This is a messenger RNA of Paramacrobiotus metropolitanus, 2629 nucleotides long. RefSeq names its product endothelin-converting enzyme homolog. The transcript is spliced from 10 exons. Bases 134 to 2359 code for a protein of 741 amino acids. NCBI's taxonomy places the organism in Eukaryota, Metazoa, Tardigrada, Eutardigrada, Parachela, Macrobiotidae. Gene Ontology annotation, biological process: protein processing. The record is from RefSeq and is a predicted model, not a curated record. Gene Ontology annotation, molecular function: metalloendopeptidase activity. Gene Ontology annotation, cellular component: plasma membrane.